AAAUGACAGCGGCGAGUCCCUUUUAUUAUAUUAUUAAUCGCGAAGGCGAAGGAGGGAGCGAAUCCCGUCGUAACCCGCACAAAAUAUCAAAAAGGAGGGAAAAAAAGGAAAAAGAAGAAUUUCAAUCCGGCGAAUUCCUCGACUCUAUUUCUUCUUCAGGCAGCUCUUUUGGAGGGGAGGUUUGCCUCCGGAGAGGAGAUCUCCGUUCCCAUUUUCCGGCUCCGGAAUCGACAAAUCCGGCGGAGGUGGGGUCGGUCUCUGAAUUCAUUGGAGCUGUUCUGGGUUUGCUUGGGAUGAUCGUCGAUGUUGCUGGAGGGAUUGAGCUUUUGAGUGAGUAGCAUUCGGGAAUUAGGGUUCCGGAUGAUUCGAAUUUUGGUGUUGGAGGGUUUGGUGAAUCAAAAUCGGGGAAAGUGAGGCUCAGGGGCAGACGCCGUGGGUAAAUGGUGAUCGGGAAGAUGCUUUGAGGGUUUCGGAAGGAAGCCCUUUCCGAAUAAGGAACUAGGGUUCUCUUUUAGCGAUUGGUGUGGAUCAUGGUGCGCCUUCUGGGGUUGACACGGGGAGAAUCAGACGAGUUUCCGAGGGAGAUUACGAGAAUUCCGACCGGGAACGGAGACAGCGGUUGGCUUAUCAGGUUCUUCGAUUCUGCAUUCUUCUGCGAAUGGAUUGCAGUGAGUUAUCUAUAUAAACAUGACCAUCCAGGCGUUCGGGAUUAUCUCUGUAAUCGAAUGUACAGUUUGCCGCUCUCUGGAAUCGAGAGCUAUCUGUUCCAGAUCUGCUACAUGCUUGUACAUAAACCCAGUCCAUCACUCGAUAAGUUUGUCAUUGAUAUGUGUUCGAAGUCGCUCCAGAUAGCGCUUAAGGUUCAUUGGUUUCUGCUGGCCGAACUAGAGGAUUCGGACGAUACUGAAGGGAUAAGCAGGAUUCAGGAGAAGUGCCAGAUUGCUGCUACCCUUAUGGGGGAUUGGCCACCACUGGUCCGCCCGCAGAAUCCUCCGUCGAGUCCCGGAGGCAAUGCCAAGAACAGGGUGCUGAGCAAGAUACUCUCCUCGAAGCAGCGGUUGCUUUCAUUAGCUUCUUCACCACCAGCUACCCAGAGGUCCGCUUCUUUUCCAUCGCCUCUUUCUGGCAGUUCACCUGGACAAGUGGAGAACAAAGUUGGUCAAGAUGAGUUAGACUCCUCGCUGAAAGUUCUGAAAAAGUUAAUGCCUGGUCCCAAAGUUCGGGAUGCACUGUUCUUCAGGAAAUCGAUGGAGAAGGAAGAUGAGGAAGUGGAUAAGUCAAAAGACUCGACAAGAGAUUCGGACCAAGACGGCUUCUUCCGGCGGAUCCUGAGGGAGCUUAAGGAGGAUGAGGUUAAGCCUGUUCACAAAGCGGAGUUGACGACAAGCUCAGAUGGGUUUUUCAAGAGAUUGUUUCGUGAUCGAAGUGAAGUUGAUGAAAAAUCAGGAUCAAAAUCAAGUGAAGAAGAUGAGAAGGAAGGUUUCUUUCGGAGGAUAUUCAAGGAAAAACAUGAAGAUCACCAUGAGAAGAAAGAUGGGCAUGAUGGAGCGGAUGAAGAUGGUGGCUGUGAAGAUGAUGAGCGCUCAGACCUUAUGUCAUUCCUCAAGUUGCUCCGGGUGCAUCCAGAGGAAGAGAAACCUACUCCAGUUUCUGAAAAUGGACAUCCAGGGUCUCUUGAUAGCAGUCCAGGAACAGAAAAAUUUUUCCGCAGGCUGUUCCGUGACCGGGAUAGGUCCAUUGAGGACUCAGAAUUGUUUGGUUCCAAGAUGCAGAAAGAAAAACGUCCUGGUUCACCGAGGCAGCGCAAUGAUAAAGUUCCAUCCAAGCCUCCAUUGCCAAAUAAUAUUACGUCCCAAAUUCGUAAGGGGGCAUAUCAUGUUUCUUUGGAGUUUGUCCAGUCUUUGUGUGAUACAUCGUCUGGUUUAGUAGAUAUAUUUCCCAUGGAAGAACGCAAAAGUGCCCUUCGCGAGUCUCUUGGGGAGAUCAAUUCACACAUUACGGCUGCUGAAGAUAGUGGAGGAGUUUGCUUUCCUAUGGGAAAGGACAUGUUUCGUGUUGUUCACAUUCCUGAAGAUGAAGCAAUCCUCUUGAACUCAAGGGAAAAAGCACCUUACCUGAUAUGUGUGGAGGUUCUGAAAGGUGAACCCCCAAGUCAUAACAAAGGGCAGGCUGAUGCUCAAAAGCUUUCACGUGGAGGAAUACCCCUAGCAAAUGGCGAUGUACAAUUGCAGAAGCCUCCUCCAUGGGCAUAUCCACUUUGGAACUCUCAAGAUGUGCAUCACACUAGUACUGAUCAGAUGUUAAGAUCUGCUUCUCUUGCUAUUGACCAAGCAAUGACACAUUUGUGGGAGGCCAAAGUGAAAUUUGUUCAUGUUAGCCUUUCUGUUGGGAAGCAAAAUUUUGAAUAUUCGAGUGACAAUAAAUCAGUGAGCUUAGGUGGUGAUGGGAACAAUCAUAGUUCAUCACCUUCCUCCACAGAUGCUCCUGGAAUCAGUGGAUGCCAGACCAUUGGGAAUAUUCAGAUCCCAGCCCAACAAUCGGACUGCAGAGACACAAAUGAUGAGUCAGAUUGGGUACGUGUCACACUUACAGCAGUUCCUGGUGUUAACAUGGAAGAUGUUGUGGAUGAAGACCAACCACGGAAGAAGGAACACCGACGUGUUCCAAGCACAAUUGCUAUAGAAGAAGUAAAGGCUGCUGCGGCAAAAGGGGAGGCACCUCUUGGACUUCCAUUAAAAAAGCCAGGUCAGGGUUCGACAGACACACAACCUAAGGUUUCUAAUGGUGGUGUUCCAAAGGCUACUGAUGCCUUGUCAGGUGAGCUUUGGGAGGCAAAGAAAGAGAGGAUACGUAAUUCAUCAGCCCAUGGGAAGUCGCCUGGCUGGGAUUUACGUUCUGUUAUUGUUAAAAGUGGUGAUGACUGCAGGCAGGAACACCUUGCUGCUCAACUCAUAGCUCAUUUCUACGAUAUAUACCAGGAAGCUGGUUUGCCUCUUUGGUUGCGGCCAUAUGAAGUCCUUGUUACAUCAUCCUACACAGCCCUGAUUGAAACAAUUCCUGAUACGGCUUCACUACAUGCCCUCAAAAGUCGGUUCCCUAAUAUCACAAGCUUGCGUGAUUUUUUUUCUGCAAAAUUUCAAGAAAAUUCUCCUGGUUUUAAGCUUGCCCAGAGAAACUUUGUUGAGAGCAUGGCUGGGUAUUCCAUAUUGUGCUACCUUCUGCAGGUGAAAGAUCGUCACAAUGGCAACCUCUUGCUGGAUGAGGAAGGUCAUAUCAUCCAUAUUGAUUUUGGCUUUAUGUUGUCAAAUUCUCCUGGUGGUGUCAACUUUGAAAGUGCCCCAUUCAAGUUGACUCGUGAGUUACUUGAGGUAAUGGACUCUGAUGCAGAGGGAACCCCUAGUGAGUUCUUCGACUAUUUCAAGGUUUUAUGUAUUCAAGGCUUUUUGACAUGUCGAAAACAUGCAGAGCGCAUCAUACUGCUUGUUGAAAUGCUGCAGGAUUCAGGCUUCCCCUGUUUUAAAGGUGGCCCUCGGACGAUUCAGAAUUUGAGGAAACGAUUCCAUCUGAGCUUAACAGAGGAGCAAUGUGUGUCGCUGGUCCUUUCUUUGAUCAGCAGCAGUUUAGAUGCCUGGAGGACAAGGCAAUAUGAUUAUUACCAGCGUGUUCUGAAUGGCAUUUUGUGAAUUCCCAAGGGUGUUUUAUGGGGCAAUUCAGCACAUGCUUUUCACUGUCAGGUUCUGAGGUGAAGCUUGGCCUUCUUAAUCUUGGUUAUUGUGAAGCUCAUCUUGUAGAUAUGCGAUGGCCACGCAGCUAUAUUUUUGGAGUAAACGACUUCAUGGUCUGCAUAUAGGGGAGAGAAUACAGGGUUGAAAAACCGUAAGCAAUAUAAUUUUGGUGGUUUGUGGUACAAGUACCUUUGACUUCUUUUUGGUCCAAGUGGCUCUAUUUGCUGGUUUGGAGUGAGGAGUUGGUAUUGUAUCUGUAAAAGCCAACCUGCACUGCAUACCUGCAACCUGUACAGAGAAAAGGUGAUCUCCUUUGGGGCAUUGCCAUGGUAGCUCAGUAAGCUUUUAGUCCAUUUGAGUUCGACCUCAUUAUUCAAACUGGAGCACGCGGUGGACACCAAGGAGGCUGGGGAGCUGUGGGAACAAAGAUUGUGAGAAAUUCUCGAGUUAUUUGCUGUUCCUCUGAUGUGUCCAAAGGCAGAAAAUGCUUCUGGUUCCCUUCCCAGCGUCAGUGUUAUGGUCUCACAGUUUCAUUCUUGUAAACCUUGAGAUUUGCGGUGUUCAUAUAUUUUCUUUUCAAUUCAUUAUGCUUCUUUCUUUCCGCAAGGUUGGUUGCGAUAGCUUUUCCUGUGUAGCAAUUGCUGUACAAUAUCUUAUUGAAAAUGCAGCUUUGUACAUGUUA
Messenger RNA from Nymphaea colorata (pocket water lily), 4407 nucleotides. RefSeq names its product phosphatidylinositol 4-kinase beta 2-like. Gene Ontology annotation, cellular component: membrane; cytoplasm. The record is from RefSeq and is a predicted model, not a curated record. The coding region runs from base 531 to 3683 and encodes 1050 amino acids. The transcript has 17 exons. NCBI's taxonomy places the organism in Eukaryota, Viridiplantae, Streptophyta, Magnoliopsida, Nymphaeales, Nymphaeaceae. Gene Ontology annotation, molecular function: 1-phosphatidylinositol 4-kinase activity. Gene Ontology annotation, biological process: phosphatidylinositol-mediated signaling; phosphatidylinositol phosphate biosynthetic process.